UAUAGCGGCAUCCAAAAUACACCUAUCAUCGGACAUUACCGACACAGCACACAUUAAUCAGUAGGAAGUGAAAAUGAGAGUAGGUAUGCGAUUGGGUAUUAAAAUUCAUCAUCAGAGAACUCCGCCACCAGUCCUUCGAUGGAAUAUAUCCGAUUUACUCAUGAAAGAAGAAGCAGAAGCAUGGAGUAAACUUUUCUUGUUCACAACAACAGGUAUCACCGGUUGAAAAUUACCCAGACUAUAAUUAUGCAAUUCUUCGAUUUUCUUGCGGCUGCCGCUACUGCCGUGGCCAUUAUGUCGAACACAGCCGUGGCCGGUCCUGUAAACCUACAAGAAGUUCGGUCCAACGACCAGCAGCUGCAUCCGUAUCGCUGUAAAUUCGAGGUUCUUCACAUCUGGUACACUGAGCCUUUUCUGUCUUCUUUCAUAGACCCUGGACAACGUGCAGAGAUUACCAUCGAAGCACGUGCUCGCAAAACCGAUUUUGCGAUUGACAUUGAUGGUGAAUGCAAGGGAACAAAGGUCAAGGGGGCGGGCAGAAUCCCUGAGAACUGGUUCAUAAGGUUAUCAAGGGAAGGUUCCAAGGAAGUUCAGUUCAUUAACGACAAGCCCAAGAAUAAUCGAGUCAGUGGUGGCUCUUAGUUAUAAUCUGCAAUAAAACUAUCAUUGGGG
Messenger RNA from Pyricularia oryzae 70-15, 672 nucleotides. RefSeq lists its product as uncharacterized. The transcript has 3 exons. The coding region runs from base 247 to 642 and encodes 131 amino acids. The record is from RefSeq and is a predicted model, not a curated record. Lineage: Eukaryota; Fungi; Ascomycota; Sordariomycetes; Magnaporthales; Pyriculariaceae.